This is a messenger RNA of Desarmillaria tabescens, 1808 nucleotides long. RefSeq lists its product as uncharacterized. The coding region runs from base 42 to 1538 and encodes 498 amino acids. The transcript has a single exon. Gene Ontology annotation, molecular function: protein binding. The record is from RefSeq and is a predicted model, not a curated record. NCBI's taxonomy places the organism in Eukaryota, Fungi, Basidiomycota, Agaricomycetes, Agaricales, Physalacriaceae.
GUAGUUUUUACCCAUGCCAGGUGCAUGAGAUAAGGACAACCAUGCCGUUCCCCCUGCUCGAGUUGCCCAACGAGCUUCUAUACAAGAUUUUCGGAGAACACUUCGACGAGGACCAAGUCUCACAGCUGUUCUCAAUCUCUCUCACGUGCAAACGCCUGCACGACAUUUGUCUCACACAGUAUCUAGCUCGCUUUGGUAUCAACCAUCCUACGGAGACCUGCAGCUUUACUCUUCGAAACGUCACUGAACUCCGUCCAGAUGCGAUAUCUGGUCUCCGGGUCGCUCUAUUUGUCCAGUCAAUCAGACAUCUGGUAUGCACGUUUGACGACGCGCUUCCGGAAACUGAGGCGUCUUCCCCGGCUACCAUCAUUACAACCGUUCGACGAUUGCACAGUCUUCUCUUGAAGCUCAAAUCCGUCAACAGGAUGACGCUGAAAUUUCGCGGCAGAGAUUGGAACAGUGGUAGCGUCAAUGUUACCGAUGCAUUGUUGGAUUUAUGGUCAUCUGCGAUCGGUGAUCUCCUCAAUCUGGCACUGGAGAAAUCAUGCACAUAUCUGUGCAUGGUGGAUGGGAAAGUAAUGAAUUAUGCCUAUCAAUUUUGUCGUUCAAGUCGAGGCUACCCGUUGAACGUCUUGACCACCAGCAGGCGCACGGCGAUACGAGGGCCAGAUUGGAUGUUUCGGCGCGUCAAGACGGGUUCCUUGACAAUUCUCGUUGACGAAGCUACCACUCCCAAUGAAUUACGCUCCUUGGAUAUCCAAUCGUCGAUGCUCCUACUUCCUCCACUUUCCCAGUGGACUCUAUCCGUCCUGACUACCAUCACUUCUUUGACCAUAUCCCAUAUCAGCCUUGCUGGACACAUGUGGACCGCGCUGCUCCCCACAGUUGCUCAAUACGCGUCGGACAUCGAAGAGUUGCAUGUGGCUGGGUGUCCGGAUAUCACCAUUGAUGAUCUCGUCGAGUUUCUCGCGCUGUUACCCAAGUUAAAGAUACUCAUAUUGUCUGACGAGGAGCAGUACAUACCUGGACCAUCUGCGCCUGUCCCGAAAUUAACAGACCUGGUGCGUGUCGAAGCACCGUGGAGGAUCCUUCUACAUAUUGUGCAAGGGCCUCUGCCAAAUUUGAAGGAGGUGCGGACGUUCCCCAGGCGCACACCAAGAAGAGGGCUGGAUUGGGAGGGAACAGGUGCAGUGUUCAGGGCCAUGAGAGAGUGUUUCAGAGAGCAGGAAAUCAGGCCUGUGGUGAUCAUACGGGUCCGAGUUGAUAAAGGAUGGCUGUCGAGAGCGGCAACCAAGCCGUCGAAUGGUAUACGGAUGACGCUGAGACUUGUGAAGGUGGUGGAAAUGGAGCUGCUGGAGGUGAAAGUUAGUGUUGGAGUCUUGGCGGCCUGGCUCGGGAGUGCCUUUGAUGCUGUCAGAGAAAUACGAGUAUUGGGAAGGGUACAGUCAUGUUGCGGAAACGCUGAGGAUAUUGAGGAAGCGGUGAAGAAAGAGGUUAAGCUGGUUGGGAGGAUAGUCGUGGAAGAACGAGCAGUGUAGUGCAACGACUCCAGACCACUACUAUUGUAUCUAUAACGGGAGUUCUUAUACGACAUUACACCGGGAUAUCCUUUGCUACUGGACAGUAAGUGCAUACGAAUUGCAGGCACUGCACAGAAAGCUUCGUUUUACUAUUACCAGGCAGGACACAGAUAUAAUGGUGCCCCGGAAGAAAGUUAACGAUAUCGAGAUUCACUGGUAUCGGACAUCACAAUUCCUAUGCAGCGCACGCCCAAUCUAACGAAUAUAUUGAGCACUAGUGCUGGGAAG